Humulus lupulus (European hop) is the source of this 601-nucleotide messenger RNA. RefSeq names its product probable E3 ubiquitin-protein ligase ARI7. The record is from RefSeq and is a predicted model, not a curated record. NCBI's taxonomy places the organism in Eukaryota, Viridiplantae, Streptophyta, Magnoliopsida, Rosales, Cannabaceae. The coding region runs from base 163 to 480 and encodes 105 amino acids. The transcript is spliced from 4 exons.
UAGAAUGUGAUGUUUGAUAUUAUUUGUUGUUUUGACCCUUACUAGAUUGUCAAGGAACUGUGGAUUCUUGCUCUUUUAUUAUAUACGUAAUGGUGGAGUCUGAUUUCUUAUUUUUCAUUCUAAUUGCAGUCUAGGCAAAAAGCACUUGCAGACUUACAGCAUAUGCAGAGCGUGCAUCUUGAGAAGCUGAGUGACAUACAGUGCCAACCUGAGUCACAGCUAAAGUUCAUAACAGAGGCCUGGCUUCAGAUCGUUGAGUGCAGGUGUGUUUUGAAAUGGACAUAUGCUUAUGGAUAUUAUUUACCAGAGCAUGAACAUUCCAAGAGACAGUUCUUUGAGUACUUGCAAGGUGAGGCAGAGUCUGGGUUGGAAAGACUUCAUCAAUGCGCAGAAAAGGAGCUACAUGUUUACCUUAAUGUAGAGGGCCAAUCAAAAGACUUCAAUGAGUUUCGCACAAAACUUGCUGGACUGACCAGGUAGUUGCCAAACCAAAAAUUUACUUGGCUUUUUUCUUUGAAUCAGAAGGUCCUGUGCAACAUGCAUAUUAAUAUUAAUUUGUCUAUGUGUGUGAAUAAAUAUCUAUCUAAAUAUAUAGGGAGCU